Pygoscelis adeliae (Adelie penguin) is the source of this 754-nucleotide messenger RNA. It is a transcript of the gene CDCA8, whose product is annotated as cell division cycle associated 8. Gene Ontology annotation, cellular component: chromosome passenger complex; spindle midzone; chromosome, centromeric region. The coding region runs from base 38 to 754 and encodes 238 amino acids. The record is from RefSeq and is a predicted model, not a curated record. NCBI's taxonomy places the organism in Eukaryota, Metazoa, Chordata, Aves, Sphenisciformes, Spheniscidae. The transcript has 9 exons. Gene Ontology annotation, biological process: mitotic sister chromatid segregation.
CGUCGAGAUCCUGCGGCUGCCGGUGGCGCUCCGCGAGAUGAACUGGCUCGACUACCUCGCUAAAGGAGGAAGCAAAAAGGUGUUGGAAGAGGCAGCAACGGCAGACUUGGAAAUAACAGAAAUAAACAAGUUAACAGCAGAAGUUAUCCAGCCUCCUUUAAAAAUCAUCAAGAAAGUGGAAAAAUCUAAGCAGGAUAUUGAAGCUAUUGAAGAAGCAGCAGAGCCUCCUUUGCUUCCUCUAGCAAAGAAAGCAAAACAUGAUAACCAAUGUCUUCCAGAGCUAGAAGCUGAAAACAUUAAUCCAAGAACUGGAAAGGUGAAGGCAUCCACUAAAAAAGUGCCAGUGUCCAGGAGCAGAAGAGCUCCUUCAGCAAGAGUGAAGCGCAUGAGUAAAAGAUCAAGCAAAAACAACUUUAUCACUCCAGCUACUGGUAGAAUUGUUGAUCUCUGUGCUCAGGGAGGUACCUCCAUGGUCACACCCAGAUUUGAUUCCAGAAUUUUCAAGACGCCGGGUUUGCGCACACCUGCAGUAAAUGAACGUGUUUACACCAUCUCUGCCAAUGGCAGUCCCCUUGCUGACAGCAAUGAUAUCUUCAUUACAGUCCCUGUUGGAGGAGGGGAGAGCAUUCGUUUAACAGCAAGUGAUUUGACCAAGAAGAAUCUUCUUCAUCUGAAUCCGGAGGCCCAAGGAAUUAUGAAGAAGCUAUCAGUUCGUCUUGCACAAGCUUGCAGUGGUGCAAAUACCCAUAGAUGA